Amphimedon queenslandica is the source of this 1449-nucleotide messenger RNA. RefSeq names its product translocating chain-associated membrane protein 1-like 1. Gene Ontology annotation, biological process: SRP-dependent cotranslational protein targeting to membrane, translocation; protein insertion into ER membrane. Gene Ontology annotation, cellular component: endoplasmic reticulum membrane. The record is from RefSeq and is a predicted model, not a curated record. Bases 215 to 1327 code for a protein of 370 amino acids. NCBI's taxonomy places the organism in Eukaryota, Metazoa, Porifera, Demospongiae, Haplosclerida, Niphatidae. The transcript has 11 exons.
AAAAGAAGAUAAUUGAAAGGAGGAUGGACUCCAGUGGUGGCAUUUUAUUGCUAGCUUUGCGAGUCUUGGCAAGGAAAGACAAUAACAACAGCCUUCAUAAAGCCCCGACGGACGGGAGGCUGGCAAAGAAGCUCUGAAAGACAGCUCUACACCCACCCCUGCUCUAAACUUUAAAAGAUUUUGCAAGCGGCAAGUACCUGUGCUCAAACAGUUCAUGGCGCUAGCAGCUUCAAGGCUGAGGAGGCCUAAUGCCCGAGGAGAUGGUCCGCCUGUCUUUAGUCACGAGUUUAUAAUACAGAACCACGCGGACAUUGUGUCUUGUGUCUGUGUGGUCGUGUUCUUAGGUUUACUGCCACAGGCUACUAAUUCCAUUGCCUCUAGAUUCAUUUUUUUACAAUACAACGAAACAAUGGAGAUUAAAGAAAACGAUACAGGAGUCGCAUCAUCCCGUAUCGAUAAUAAACCAGCUCCGGUGACAUUCUAUCGCCAUGGUUGGGGGGAUGCUCUGAACGUUGUCUUCUACUCUUUGAUUUGGAUAAUUAUACAUGCCAUCAUACAAGAAUAUAUUUGGGAGCGUACUGUAAAGCGUCUGAGGCUCUCAAAGACUAAAACCAGUAAGUAUCUUGAUUCCGGUAGUAUGCUGGUCUUUUAUGGGAUUUCUCUUGUGAUGGGCGUCGACCACAUAAUGAAAGGGCAGUAUGCUUUGAAUUUUGGCAGUGAGUUAUGGACUGGCUAUCCUCAUACUUUAAUGAAGCUCUCACUCAAAUUCUAUAUGCUCACACAGAUGGCUUUCUGGCUGCACUGCUAUCCUGAGCUGUAUAUUAUGAAAACUAAGAAAGAUGAUGCUUAUUCGAAGAUUGUUUUGUAUACAGUUUCUUUUCUAAUCAUAUUCUCAGCUUACGUGACAUAUCUUCAGAGGUUAGCAGUGGUCCUUCUUGUCAUCCAUUAUAUUGUUGAGUUUGUUUUCAAUGCCUCCUGUCUACUCCAUUAUCACGGUAAAGAUGAGAUUGCUAAACUGAGUUUCAAGUUGUGGUGGUUCCUGUUUCUCUUGGCAAGGAUAACGUCCAUCAUACUAUCAGUGGUCACACUGUGGUUUGGUAUAAAUGAAGCUAACGGUCCUGUACUUUUGUUCAAUAUUAAUCUGACGAGCGUUCCUGUACGUAUGUCCAUUCUUCUGUUCAUCGUCUCUCUCCAGGUGUGGCUCCUACUGGUACUGUACAAGCAUAGGAGGAAGGGGAAGUCUGAAACCACACCUACUCCUGCCCCGCCCACAAAGAAGCCUAAGCCAAAGCCGUCUCCUCGAUCAAACAAAAACAAGAAAGAAUAAGGCGUCCAAUAGGAUUUCAGUUGCUAUAGGAACUACUAUUGAUUAUUAUAAUAAUAACUGCUAUAAAAAUAGUUCUUUUAUUUUUCUGACUUCCAUCUUUCUUCAAUUAUUAAAUAGCAUUA